Mugil cephalus (flathead mullet) is the source of this 9458-nucleotide messenger RNA. Its product is annotated as filamin-C-like. Gene Ontology annotation, molecular function: actin filament binding. NCBI's taxonomy places the organism in Eukaryota, Metazoa, Chordata, Actinopteri, Mugiliformes, Mugilidae. Gene Ontology annotation, biological process: actin cytoskeleton organization. The record is from RefSeq and is a predicted model, not a curated record. The transcript has 50 exons. The coding region runs from base 415 to 8838 and encodes 2807 amino acids.
ACUCUAGUAGUUUAUGGUCAUGGCUGGAUCAUUCCUGGGAGUCCAGCGCAGUGACGCCGAGCUCUUUAAACCUCUCAGUCUGUUCAGCUCUGCUCCCUGUUCGCCUCACAGCCCGGACCAGAGCCCGGACCAGAACCCGGACCAGAGCCCGGACCAGAAAGCUGCUCCACCUCCCUGUCUUCAUAUCUGGGACACAUUCGAGUCCAUGAGUCUCCGGGUGGACCGGAGCCUCCGGACCCACUGACCCCCUGGAUCAGAGCGCACGCUUUACGCACGCUUUACGCAAACUCCGCUGAAGUGUGUCACUCCCCGCGGGCCUGGCACUGCCCCUCCGCUCCGCUCCUCCGCUCCUUUUCUCUUUUUUUCGGUCUUUUCUUCUCUUCCCACUCCCGUCCAGCUAUAAAAGAAGGAGCCAUGAUGAGCAACAGCGGCUUCCUGGAGCCGCAGCACUUCUACCAGAGCAGCGCGGACCUCGGCGAGGAGGAGGAGGAGGAGGAGGAGAUGCCGGCCACCGAGAAGGACCUGGCUGAGGACGCUCCGUGGAAGAAGAUCCAGCAGAACACAUUCACCAGGUGGUGCAACGAGCACCUGAAGGUCAUCAACAAGCGGAUCAACGACCUGCAGAAGGACCUGAGCGACGGCCUGAAGCUCAUCGGGCUCCUGGAGGUGCUGAGCCAGAAGAAGAUGUUCAGGAAGUACCACUCCAGACCCAACUUCAGGCAGAUGAAGCUGGAGAACGUGUCCGUGGCGCUGGAGUUCCUGGAGAGGGAGCACAUCAGGCUGGUGUCCAUCGACUCUAAAGCCAUCGUGGACGGGAACCUGAAGCUGAUCCUGGGUCUGAUCUGGACCCUGAUCCUCCACUACUCCAUCUCCAUGCCCAUGUGGGAGGACGAGGACGACGAGGACGCCAAGAAGCUCACCCCCAAACAGCGUCUGCUGGGCUGGAUCCAGAACAAGGUGCCCCAGCUCCCCAUCACCAACUUCCACCGGGACUGGAGGGACGGGAAGGCCCUGGGGGCUCUGGUGGACAACUGUGCCCCCGGUCUCUGUCCAGACUGGGAAACAUGGGAUCCCAGUCAGCCGGUGGAGAACGCCAGAGAGGCCAUGCAGCAGGCAGACGACUGGCUGGGAGUCCCACAGGUGAUCGCUCCAGAGGAGAUCGUCGACCCGAACGUGGACGAGCACUCGGUCAUGACCUACCUGUCUCAGUUCCCCAAAGCCAAACUGAAGCCCGGGGCCCCUCUGAGGGCCAAGACGCUGCACCCGAAGAGGGCCAAGGCCUUCGGACCAGGCAUCGAGCCUCGAGGGAACAUGGUUCUGAAGCCAGCUGAGUUCCUGGUGGAGACGGUGGAGGCCGGACUGGGUGAGGUUCUGGUUUACGUGGAGGAUCCUGAAGGACACACGGAGGAGGCCAGAGUGAUCCCCAACAACGACAAGAACCGGACCUACGCCGUGGUCUACCUGCCCAAAGUGGAGGGGCUUCAUAGGGUGAAGGUGCUGUUUGCUGGACAGGACAUCGACAGAAGUCCCUUCAUGGUGAACGUCUCGAAGGCCAUGGGCGACCCGACCAGAGUUCAGGCCCGCGGGCCGGGGCUGCAGGCGUCAGGGAACGUGGCCAACAAACCGACAUACUUUGAUAUUUACACUGCAGGGGCGGGUGCCGGAGACGUGGGCGUCAUCAUUGUGGACUCCAACGGUCGCAGGGACACAGUGGAGAUUGUCCUGGAGAACAAAGGCGACAGUAUAUUUCGGUGCACCUAUGUUCCGGUCCUGGAGGGUCCGCACACCGUCUACGUGACCUUCGCUGGGCAGCAGAUUCCCAGAAGUCCGUUCACCGUCCACAUCUCAGAGGUUUCACAGAGCGGCCCCCCUCCUGGGUCUCCGGUGCAUGUUGUACCUCAGUCCAUACGCACCCCACCCUCAGACAAGACAAGGAGAGCCCCCCCUCCAACACCACCCAAAACCAAGCGACCAACCUGUAACCCGAACGCCUGCCGAGCUUCGGGCCGAGGUCUCCAGCCGAAGGGUCUGAGGAUGAAGGAGGUGGCAGAUUUUAAAGUUUACACUAAAGGAGCCGGAAGUGGAGAACUGAAAGUCACCGUGAAGGGACCAAAGGGCCUGGAGGAGCCAGUGAAGGUGCAGGAGUUGGAACAUGGCGUCUAUGAGUGUAAUUAUUACCCCAUCACGACAGGAAAAUAUGUGGUAACCAUCACUUGGGGAGGACACAGCAUCCCACGCAGUCCAUUCGAGGUCCAGGUGAGCGAAGAGGCGGGGCCUCAGAAGGUGAGGGCCUGGGGUCCUGGUCUGGAAACCGGCAUGGUUGGAAAGAGCGCUGACUUUGUGGUGGAGGCCAUCGGCACUGAAGUGGGAACUCUUGGUUUCUCCAUUGAAGGUCCGUCUCAGGCGAAGAUCGAGUGCGACGACAAAGGCGACGGUUCGUGUGAUGUUCGGUACUGGCCGACUGAACCGGGAGACUACGCCGUCCACGUCAUAUGUGAUGACGAGGACAUCAAGGACAGUCCCUUCAUGGCUCACAUCCUCCCUGCUGCCAGCGAUGUCUUCCCUGAGAAGGUGAAGUGUUACGGUCCAGGUCUGGAGCCUCUCGGCUGCAUCGUCAACAAACCGGCGGACUUCACCAUCGACACCUGUGGAGCCGGCCGAGGAGAGCUGAAGCUGUACGCUCAGGACGCAGAAGGUUUCCCCAUCGACAUUCAGAUCACAGAUAACGGAGACAGCACCUUCUUCUGUGUUUACAUUCCCACCAAACCCAUCAAACACACCAUCAUCAUCACCUGGGGCGAAGUCAACGUCCCCAACAGCCCCUUCAGGGUGGCCAUCGGAGAGGGCAGCCAUCCGGAGAACGUGAAGGUUUACGGUCCAGGGGUUGAGAAGACGGGACUGAAGGCCAACGAGCCGACCUACUUCACCGUGGACUGCAGCGAGGCCGGACAGGGAGACGUCAGCAUCGGGAUCAAAUGCGCUCCGGGCGUGGUCGGACCCGCGGAGGCCGACAUUGACUUCGACAUCAUCAAGAACGAUAACGACACGUUCACGGUGAAGUACAUGCCUCCAGGUCCCGGCCAGUACACCAUCAUGGUGCUGUUCGCCGAUCAGGAAAUCCCUAUCAGCCCCUUCAGAAUAAAAGUGGAUCCUUCUCAUGACGCAGCUAAAGUCCGAGCAGAAGGACCUGGACUCAACAGGACCGGUGUGGAGGCGGGUAAACCCACUCACUUCACCAUCUACACUAAAGGAGCCGGUAAAGCCAAACCUGAGGUUCAUUUCACUGGAGCAGUUAAAGGCGAAGCCGUGCGAGACUUUGAGAUCAUCGACAACCACGACUACUCGUACACCGUCCGCUACACGGCGGUGCAGCAGGGGAACAUGUCCAUCACCGUGUGUCACGGAGGAGACCCCAUCCCUAAAAGUCCAUUCAGCAUCAGCGUGGCGCCUCCACUGGACCUCAGCAAGGUCAAAGUCCAGGGGAUGAACAACAAAGUGGACGUGGGGAAGGACCAGGAGUUCUCCAUCAGUACCCGCGGUGCCGGGGGUCAGGGCAAACUGGACGUUAAGAUCACGUCUCCGUCGCGCCGACCAAUCCCCUGCAAGCUGGAGUCCGGCACAGCCAAUGAGCUUCACACUGUGAAGUACAUCCCCCCAGAGGAAGGACCGUACCGGGUGGACAUCAGCUACGACGGGAACCCCGUCCCAGGAAGUCCGUUCACCGUGGAGGGUGUCAUGCCCCCCGACCCCUCGAAGGUGCGAGCCUAUGGUCCAGGUCUUCAGGGGGGUGUGGUGGGUAAACCGGCCCCCUUUGCCAUUGACACGAAGGGUGCCGGUACCGGAGGUCUGGGCCUGACGGUGGAGGGACCCUGCGAGGCCAAGAUCGAAUGUCAGGACAAUGGGGACGGGUCGUGCUCCGUGUCCUACCUGCCUACCGAGCCGGGCGAGUACGCCAUCAACAUCCUGUUUGCAGACCAGCACAUCCCCGGGUCCCCCUUCAAGGCCGUGGUCCAGUCGGUGUUCGACCCCAGCAAGGUGACGGCCAGCGGCCCCGGUCUGGAGAGAGGCAAGGUCAACGAGGACGGGUCCUUCACGGUGGACUGCUCCAAAGCCGGAGAGGCCGAGCUCACCAUCGAGAUCGAGUCCGACUCCGGAGCCAAAGCUGAGGUUCACGUCCAGAACAACAGCGACGGGACGUACUCCAUCACCUACAUCCCCCAGAGCCACGGCAUGUACACCAUCACCAUCAAGUAUGGAGGACACACGGUGCCCAAGUUCCCGGCCCGACUACAGGUCGACCCGGCGAUCGACACCAGCGGGGUGAAGGUCUACGGACCAGGAGUGGAACCCAGAGGCGUCUUGAGGGAAGUGACAACACAUUUCAUUGUGGACGCUCGUGCUCACUACAAGAGCGGUGGCAGCCAAAUCAAAGCCGGCAUCUCCAACCCAUCCGGCGCCAACACCGACGCCUACAUCACCGACAAGGGAGACGGGACCUACAGGGUGGAGUACACCCCCUACGAGGACGGUCUGCAUCUGAUCGAGGUUCUGUUUGACGACGUCUCGGUUCCUAAGAGUCCGUUCAGGGUGUCCGUGACCGAGGGCUGUGACCCGAGCCGAGUCCGAGCCUACGGGCCGGGUCUGGAGGAGGGACUGGUCAACAAACCAAACCGCUUCACAGUCGAGACCAGGGGGGCUGGGACCGGAGGUCUUGGUCUGGCUAUUGAGGGUCCGUCUGAGGCCAAGAUGUCCUGUAAGGACAACAAAGAUGGCAGCUGCAGCGUGGAGUACAUCCCCUUCACACCUGGAGAAUACGAUGUGAACAUCACCUUUGGAGGCCUCCCCAUCCCAGGAAGUCCGUUCCGGGUCCCGGUCCGGGAGCUGGUGGACCCCAGUAAGGUGAGGUGUUCGGGUCCCGGCCUCGGCGUUGGAGUCCGAGCUCACGUCCCUCAGACCUUCACGGUGGACAGCAGCAAAGCCGGCGUGGCCCCCCUAGAGGUCCAGCUCUACGGGCCGGCAGGUGUGGCCGAGCCCGUCAGCAUCACAGAUAACGGUGACGGGACGCACACGGUGAACUACACCCCCGCCCACGACGGCCCGUACACCGUGUGCGUGAAGUACGCCGAGCAGGAAGUCCCUCGCAGUCCCUUCAAGAUCAAGACGUUACCGGCUCACGACGCCAGUAAAGUCCGAGCCAGCGGCCCCGGUCUGAACGCCUCGGGGGUUCCUGCCAGUCUGCCCGUGGAGUUCACCAUCGACGCCAGGGAUGCUGGAGAGGGUCUGCUCACGGUCCAGAUCCUGGGUCCGGGCGGCUCCAGGCGAGAGACGUCCCUGUGGGUGGAGGACUGGGGACGGAGGGUUUGGGACGCUCACAUAGUGAAGAGAACCAUCCCCUUCAGUAUUCUGAAGAGAGGCUGUGACCCGGAGGGGAAACCCAAGAAGGCCAACAUCCGGGACAACCGAGACGGGACGUACACGGUGUCCUACGUCCCAGACAUGGCCGGACGUUACACCAUCACCAUCAAAUACGGGGGAGACGAGAUCCCGUACUCCCCCUAUCGCAUCCACGCCCUCCCCACCGGGGACGCCAGCAAGUGCCUGGUCACAGUGUCCAUUGGAGGACAUGGACUCGGUUCGGGCAUCGGGCCGACCAUCCAGAUCGGAGAGGAGACGGUCAUCACCGUGGACGCUAAGGCCGCUGGGAAAGGUAAAGUCACCUGUAAGGUGUCCACGCCGGACGGAGCGGAGCUGGACGUGGACGUGGUGGAGAACCCCGACGGGACGUUUGACAUCUACUACACGGCCCCGGAGCCGGGGAAGUACGUCAUCACCAUCCGGUUCGGAGGGGAACAGAUUCCCAACAGCCCCUUCCACGUGGUGGCAGGUGACUCCGUCCCAGUAGUGGAGGAGCCGUGUGACAGGUUACAGCCGACCUACUCUCCCUACGUAGGCUUCCCCCCUCCCUGGGCCACCGAUGAUCCCAUCAGCCCUGCAGACGUGACCGAGCCGAUCCUGCGUCCUUUCAGUCUGGUCAUUCCCUUCACGGUGCAGAAAGGAGAGAUCACAGGUGAAGUGCGAAUGCCGUCAGGGCGAACAGCUCAUCCUCACAUCACCGACAACAAGGACGGAACCGUCACCGUGAAAUAUUCACCAACAGAACGAGGUCUACAUGAGAUGGACAUCAAAUACGAAGGAAACCACAUCCCAGGAAGUCCUCUCCAGUUCUACGUUGAUGCUAUUAACAGUGGUCAUGUGACAGCGUAUGGUCCUGGUCUGAGCCACGGCACCGUGAACCGUCCGGCCACGUUCACCAUCGUCACCAAAGACGCUGGAGAAGGUGGUUUGUCUCUGGCCGUGGAAGGUCCGUCUAAAGCAGAGAUCAGCUGUAAGGACAACAAAGACGGGACGUGUACGGUGUCCUACCUGCCCACCGCCCCCGGAGACUACAACAUCAUCGUCAAGUUCGACGAUAAACAUAUUCCUGGAAGCCCCUUCACCUCCAAGAUCACCGGAGACGAGUCCACGAGGACGUCCCAGCUCAACGUUGGAACGUCCACAGACGUGUCCCUGAAGAUCACGGAGACGGACCUGAGCAGCCUGAUGGCGAUAAUCAGAGCGCCGUCCGGACACGAGGAGCCGUGUCUCCUCAAGAGACUCCCCAACAGACACAUCGGGAUCUCCUUCACUCCGAAGGAAGUGGGUGAACAUGUGGUGAGCGUGAAGAAGAACGGGAAGCACGUGACCAACAGUCCCUUCAAGAUCAUGGUGGGACAGUCUGAGAUCGGGGACGCCUCUAAGGUCAAAGUCCACGGGCAGGGACUGGUGGAGGGACACACCUUCGAGGUGGCCGAGUUCAUGGUGGACACCAGGAACGCAGGUUACGGGGGACUGGGUCUGUCCAUCGAGGGUCCCAGCAAAGUGGACAUCAACUGUGAGGACCAGGAGGACGGAACCUGCAAAGUCACCUACUGUCCCACCGAGCCGGGGAACUACAUCAUCAACAUCAAGUUCGCCGACCAACACGUCCCAGGGAGUCCGUUCACCGUGCGGGUUCUGGGGGAGGGCCGGGUGAAGGAGAGCAUCACCAGGAGGCGCCAGGCUCCGUCCAUCGCCACCGUGGGAAGCACAUGUGACCUGAACCUCAAGAUCCCAGGGAACUGGUUUCAGAUGGUCUCGGCUCAGGACCGUCUGACCCGGACCUUCACCCGGAGCAGUCACACCUACACCCGGACCGAGAGGACGGAGAUCAGCAAGACCAGGGCCGGGGAGACCAAGAGGGAGGUCCGGGUGGAGGAGAGCACCCAGGUCGGAGGACAUCCCUUCAGGGACGUCUUCGGAGACUUCCUGGGACGGGACAAUCUGGGCGGGUUCUCCGGGACUAUCCAGGACGGUGAGGGGGGUAACCAGGAGAUGACGGCCCAUGUGACCAGCCCCGGGGGGAAGAUGGAGGACGCUGAGAUCAUCCGGGGGGAGGACAGCACCUACAGCGUUCGCUUCGUCCCGCAGGAGAUGGGCCCCCACACGGUGAACGUGAAGUACCGGGGGCAGCACGUCCCUGGGAGCCCCUUCCAGUUCACCGUGGGGCCCCUGGGGGAGGGGGGCGCCCACAAGGUCCGAGCAGGAGGAACCGGCCUGGACCGGGGGGUGGCAGGAAUCCCAGCCGAGUUCAGCAUCUGGACCCGAGAGGCCGGAGCCGGAGGUCUGUCCAUCGCCGUGGAGGGACCCAGCAAGGCCGAGAUCAGCUUCGAAGACAGGAAGGACGGGUCCUGUGGGGUGGCCUACGUGGUGCAGGAGCCCGGUGAUUAUGAGAUCUCCAUUAAAUUCAACGAUGAACACAUCCCAGACUCGCCCUUCAUCGUCCCGGUGGCCACGCUCUCCGACGACGCCCGGCGCCUCACCAUCACCAGCCUGCAGGAGAUGGGUCUGAAGGUGGGUCAGGAGGCCUCGUUUGCGGUCCAGCUGAACGGAGCCAGAGGUUUGAUCGAUGCUAAGAUCCACACGCCGUCCGGAGCCAUCGAGGAGUGUUUCAUCACCGAGCUGGAAAACGACCAGUACGCUAUCAGGUUCAUCCCCAGAGAGAACGGCGUUCAUUCCAUAGAUGUUCGUUUCAACGGCAGCCAUGUUCCCGGCAGUCCCUUCAAAAUCCGAGUGGGAGAACCGGGACAGGUCGGAGACCCAGGAAUGGUGUCUGCCUUCGGACCAGGACUGGAGGGAGGAACCACAGGCGUGGCGUCAGAUUUCAUUGUCAACACGUGUAACGCGGGAUCAGGAGCUCUGUCCGUGACCAUCGACGGACCGUCCAAGGUGAAGAUGGACUGUCAGGAGUGUCCCGAGGGGUACAAGGUCUCCUACACCCCCAUGGCCCCUGGAAACUACAUGAUCUCCAUCAAGUAUGGAGGCCCCCAACACAUCGUAGGCAGCCCCUUCAAGGCCAAAGUCUCAGGUCCUCAUCUUUCUGGAGGACACAGUCUUCACGAGACGUCCUCUGUUCUGGUGGAAACCGUCUCCAAGUCUUCGGCGGUGGGCGGGGCCUUCACCUCGUUGCCCACGUUCUCGUCAGACGCCAGUAAAGUCAUCUCCCGCGGCGCCGGCCUGUCCAAGGCCUUCGUCGGUCAGAAGAACGCCUUCACGGUCGACUGCAGCAAAGCAGGAACCAACAUGUUGAUGGUCGGCGUCCACGGGCCCAAGACGCCGUGCGAGGAGGUGUACGUCAAACACAUGGGCAACAGGAUGUACAACGUCACCUACACGGUCAAAGAGCAGGGCAGCUACAUCCUCAUCGUCAAGUGGGGGGACGAGAACGUCCCCGGGAGUCCCUUCCACGUCACCGUCCCUUAAAGACCCCCCCCCGUCCUCUCCCCAGACCUGGACCCCCCCCACCCUCCCAUCCUCAGGCCCCGGGAGUCUGGAUCAACCCGGGUUCUGUUUUCAGUGUGUGGAGUUAAGAUCUGUUUUAGAUGGAGUCUGUAGAUAAAUAUGAUCCGUGUUCGUCUCUCUCCCGUCCUUCCCCUUAAAUGUUCCUGUCCAUUAUAUUUCACAUGUUUCCUCUGGGUCUUUCUGGAUGUAAAGACGUCGGCGUUUUUUGAAUGAACUCCUCGGAGCUGAGCGACGCCACGUCUCAACAAACUCUGCUGUGACUUUUUUAUUUAUUUUCUUUGACAGAAAAAAAAAAACGUCUUAUUAUUGUCGAGAAGCAGCUUGGUGUUUUUGAUCAGUUUUUUAUUACCACAGAAGAAGAAGGAGGAGGAGGAGGAGGAGGUGACGGAGGAGGAGGAGGAGGAGGUGAAGUAGUGCAGUGAAGAGGUUUAUGUUGUGAAUGUUGAAGGAUGAUGAAGCUGAUGAUCCCUGAUAUUACAGAGGGACGUUUUAUAGUGAUUUUCUAUGCAUCCGACUGGAAAACAGUUUGUUAACCUUCAGUGAGAUUGUGCAGGCAUAAUAAAAGUUUAUCUACCACCAAA